This is a messenger RNA of Olea europaea var. sylvestris, 839 nucleotides long. Its product is annotated as protein C2-DOMAIN ABA-RELATED 4-like. The coding region runs from base 107 to 610 and encodes 167 amino acids. The transcript has 3 exons. The record is from RefSeq and is a predicted model, not a curated record. NCBI's taxonomy places the organism in Eukaryota, Viridiplantae, Streptophyta, Magnoliopsida, Lamiales, Oleaceae.
CAUUCGUCUCCGCCGUUAUAAAAUCCACACCCCUACAAUCUCUGUCAAAGUGAUCCACUUCUCUCAACUGAACUGGGAUUUCUUUUGAAUUAUUUUUGCCAAAAAUAUGGAGAACUUGCUGGGUUUACAAAGAAUCAACGUCAUCAGAGGCAUAAAACUUGCUAUAAGAGACGCCAGCGCCAGAAGCAGCGAUCCUUAUGUGGUCGUUACGAUGGCCAAUCAGAAAUUGAGGACUCGUGCUGUGAAAAAGAAUGUUAAUCCUGAGUGGAAUGAAGAACUCACUUUAGCUAUUGCUGAUCCAAAUCUUCCAAUCAAGCUGGAAGUUUUUGAUAGAGAUACAUUUACUCCAGACGACAAGAUAGGAGAUGCAGAAUUUGACAUCAAAACAUUUGUCGAAGUCGCAAUGAUGCGCUUGCAGAGCAUGACAAGUGGAACUAUAAUCAGAAAAAUAAAACCAAACCGGGAAAACUGCCUAGCCGAAGAAAGCCCUAUUACCUGGGAAAAUCAGAAAGUAAUCCAGCGUAUGUAUUUGAGGCUUAGAAAUGUCGAGUGCGGGGAAAUUGAACUACAGUUGCAGUGGAUAGAAACCCCAGACUCCAGGGGUUUGUAAUGUGAUUUAUGGUGUCAAGUUUGCACAAGUUGUACAGUACCGAUUGAUUUGCUUCUUAGUUAUAAGUACUCGUAAAUCUAGUCAAUUUUUCCAGAAUCGUAGUAGCUUCAGGACAAUCCUUGGCUCAAGAUGCAGGAUCCAUUCUACUUUCCUCCUUAAAAAUUGUUACGACGGAGAAUGUAAAACUGGAUAGCCGAGGAACGUAUUUAAUCUAGACUUGGUUUUACUU